AUGAGUAGCCCCCCACCUGCUCUUGCACCAGAGAUCACACCGGCCGAAACAUACCAGAUUGACAGUGAUGAAUACGAUUCAGAUCAGGAGAGAGACGACUUGGAAGACGACGAAUAUGAUAAACUAGUCGAGGAAGCCGAAAACGGAUACAGCGAUGAAGAGAUGGAGAAAUUCAUACAUCAACUGAAGGAAUCUGGCUUGGUGAAUUUCCUAAGGGAUUAUCUAUCGCAUGUUGAAGAUGGUCAGAUGAGAUCUCUCAGGAAAUUGCUACUUGGUUUCGGGAUCAUACCUCCAAUCCCACUACGUAACCCUUCUAUACCAAAUAUACAUCUCUUGCCAUUCGCGAAAAUAGCCCUAUCAAGAGUGCUACGUCGAAGACAGCGCUUGUCUCAUCUAUCGUCUUUGGAGGAUGCACUGGACUUGCUGAAAAACUCGAAUAAAAUCAUCGUACUGUCCGGCGCGGGUAUAUCAACUUCAUGUGGUAUACCGGAUUUCAGAUCGAGCACAGGUCUGUACGCUCAAUUACAGGAGGAAGGUAACUAUGACCUAGAUGAUCCUCAGCAGAUGUUUGAUAUACAUUAUUUUAGGGAAAGGCCGGAGGUCUUCUAUUCCUUUGCCAAACAGAUCUACCCUAGCAACUUCGUGCCGAGUCCCUGCCACAGGUGGAUCAAGCUUUUAGAAGAUAAAGGUAAACUGCUACGUAAUUAUACCCAGAAUAUAGAUACUUUAGAAAGUUUAGCUGGAGUGGAAAAGGUAUUGCAGUGUCACGGCUCAUUCAAAACAGCUUCAUGUCUGCGCUGUAAGACCCGUGUACCAGGACAGAAUAUUGAACCAUUCAUCAUGUCACAGCAAAUUCCCCACUGUCCCAAAUGUCGCGAGGAAGCUGAUCGAAGGCAGCAAAUGAGGAAAGAAUUGAAGAACGGCAAAGGUAAAGGUAAAGCUUUAUGGGACGAUGAUGAGGAAGAAGAGGAAAAUGAAUGGGGAGGUGGUGAGCCUGGUAUAAUGAAGCCUGAUAUAACAUUCUUCGGGCAAGCUCUUGAUUCGGAGUUUGACGAGUGCCUGUUCAAGGAUAGGGAAGAGGUGGAUCUAUUGGUAAUCAUAGGAACAAGUCUGAAGGUUGCUCCAGUCAGCGAGGUAUUGACACAUAUACCACAUUCUGUACCUCAGAUAUAUAUCAACCUCACACCUGUCCAUCACGUCAAACCUGAUAUUUGUCUUCUAGGUGAUGCAGAUAGUAUAGUAACAUAUCUAUCGUCAAAGUUAGGAUGGACGAUACCAUCACCCGCAGCGAUACCAUUGCCAUCAUCACCUAAUGUAAACCAGAAUGGAGAUACUCGAGACGUAGAAAGGAAAAUUGAUAGAGCGACUCAUGUGGCUGUACCUCCAGAGGAGGGCGAAUGGAUCACAGGAAAGGAUGAUGCCUCGCACAUCCAUUUGUAUCGAAAGAAAGGAGAUAUCUCAUUCGAAGAAAGUACAAUGCCUAACGAUAAAAACACGGACUCUUCAUCAACCCCUGCUUCAGGAGAUACUCCCAUAGAUCCUACCAAAAGGGAGGUCGGAGCGGAAGACGGAGAAGAUAUCCCAACGGUCGAGCCUUUACAAGUAGGUGGAGGCGAACCUGAAGCUCAAGAUGGAUAUAUAAGCGAUGAGAGUGAUAUAGGUGAAGAGAGACCUUCGAAACGUGCUAGAGGAGAAUGA
Messenger RNA from Kwoniella botswanensis, 1698 nucleotides. RefSeq lists its product as uncharacterized. NCBI's taxonomy places the organism in Eukaryota, Fungi, Basidiomycota, Tremellomycetes, Tremellales, Cryptococcaceae. Gene Ontology annotation, molecular function: histone H4K16 deacetylase activity, NAD-dependent; NAD+ binding. The transcript has 11 exons. The coding region runs from base 1 to 1698 and encodes 565 amino acids. The record is from RefSeq and is a predicted model, not a curated record. Gene Ontology annotation, cellular component: nucleus.